Molecule: messenger RNA, 345 nt
Organism: Paramuricea clavata
Lineage: Eukaryota; Metazoa; Cnidaria; Anthozoa; Malacalcyonacea; Plexauridae
Source: the annotation of a GenBank genome assembly
GUUUCUGUGGAUCCACACUCGGAAAUCGGAACCCAACCGGGUGAAAAAAGUUGCGAUGCGGAAAUUUCCAACAACCGUGGAAUUGGUCCGUAUAAUUUUUCUCCGGUGGAAAAAAUUGGUUUGUUCUGCCUUUGUCAUUUGGCAAAUGCCCCGGAAAACAGAGAGCUGUUUAAAAAGGAAAAACUUGAAGAUUAUUUAAUUUGUGUUUGUUGGUUUACACAACGCUGUCCCGAAGUCGCUCAUUUAACACCAAAACUUGAUGGAUUCGAGCGCUUAGAGCCACCACGCUUAGAAUCAAUAGCAAAAGCAUAUCUUUCAAAAUGUUUCGGGCGAAAAAUAAAGUAG